GUGUGUUGAUCCAGCGUUGUUAUCCAGACUAUGUUCUUAUGACAACAGUGUAGAAUGGGACUGGAUAUUAUAACUGAGGCAGCCGAGGCGAGUCGGGGCAAUUUAUAGAGGGAUGUCCAGAAAAUAAAAAGGUGUCCUGGCCUUUAGAUUGACCCAAGAAUGCCACUAGUGAAGAGGAACAUCGAGCCCAGGCACCUGUGUCAUACAGUGCUGCCUAGAGUCAUCAAGAAUGAACUGGAAUGCGUGACAAACGUUUCACUGGCAAAUAUAAUACGGCAGCUUAGCAGCCUGAGUAAAUAUGCAGAAGACGUGUUUGGCGAGCUGUUUAAUGAGGCCCAUGCAUUCUCAUUCCGGGUGAACUCUCUACAAGAGCGCGUGGACAGCCUCUCCGUCAGUGUGACACAGUUGGACCCCAAGGAGGAAGAACUUUCCCUGCAGGAUAUCACCAUGAGAAAAGCCUUCAAAAGCUCCACUAUCCAAGACCAGCAGCUCUUUGACCGCAGGACAUUGCCUAUUCCACUGCAGGAAACAUACGACCUGUGUGAGCAGCCCCCACCACUCAACAUACUAACUCCUUACAGGGAUGAUGGCAAGGAGGGUUUGAAGUUCUACACAAACCCUUCUUAUUUCUUCGAUCUGUGGAGGGAGAAGAUGUUGCAAGAUACAGAGGACAAAAGGAAAGAGAAAAGAAAGCAGAAGUUACAGGAUUCCAGCAGAUUAUCUCAGACCUGUAGGUUUUUAGGCCAUCCUGGUCAGCUGAAAAACAUAGAUCGUCCUCAGGAGCCUGAGAAAGUGCCCAGGGCUCCUCAUGACAGGCGUAAGGAGUGGCAGAAGCUGGCCCUCGGACCCGAGCUGGCAGAGGACGAGUCGGACGACCCCCACAAACAGAGAGACCUCGCCAAUGGCGCAGCAACUUACUGCGACGCAAGGCAACCUGCUUACAUGGAUCCUAUAGAUGGACCCUUUUCGCUGGCAGCGUUACCUUACAGUCAGAUGAAUGAGCUUCUGAACAGAACCGGGGACAGGAUGCACGUCAGACCGCAUGAGCCUCCCCCACCUCCACCAAUGCACGGAGGAGGGGACCUCAAAGCACCCUCCAUUAUCAGCUCUAGUUCCGGAUUGACAGACAGUCGCCCCCAGUCUCCAGCGAGAACACCAGUGUUCCAAAACCCCUCAGCACACCCUCCUCCCCCACCACCCUUACCCCCUCCACCACCCCCACUUCCACUAAACCCACCCUCCUCAGGGAUGCGGGGAACCCCUCCUCCCCCCGUCCCCCCUCCUCCUCCCAUGCAUCCACCUGCCAUCCCCCCUCCACCUGCCCCUCUUCAGAUUGCCCAUGGUGUCCUCCACCUUGCCCCUCCGCCCAUUGCCCCACCUCUGGCCCAGCCAGCCUCCCCGGCACGGCUCCCACAAGCUCCAGAGAAGGGGCCCCUUCACCCCCCGACAGAGAGCCAGGUCCUCCCUCCCCCACCCCCGCCCCCGCCACUGCCCUUACCGGGGCUCAGGUCUGCUUCUCCUUGCCUCGCUCCUCCUCCCCCCGGGCCGCCCCCUGUGCCUUCCUUCUUGUUAGCCGCCAACCUUUCCUCCGAAUCCAAGCGUCACCCCUCCAACCUUCCCGUCAUCACCGAUGCCAGGAGCGUGCUUCUGGAAGCAAUCCGCACAGGUAUUCAGCUUCGAAAAGUGGAGGAGCAGCGGGAACAAGAGGCGAAGCACGAUCGCGUGGGUAACGACGUGGCCACCAUCCUGUCACGCCGCAUUGCUGUGGAGUACAGCGAUUCGGAGGAUGACUCAGAAUUCGACGAGGUUGACUGGCUGGAAUAAAACCUGGAUUUAUUUCUCUUUUUCACAAUAACUGAUAAGUGCUGUCAUCCAUAUGUGGUUCUCAUUUGGGGGGGAAAAUAAAUUUGACAGUCAUUUGUUUUUGCAACUGUUUUGUACUCAUUUUCUACACUACAUCUUUAAAAGUUUCUUAUUUUUUUCAAUAAUAAGAAUCUUCCAGAUUACAUAUUUUAAAAAAUAAUAGUAAAUAAAAUUACAUUUUUACUGUGAGUUUUGUGGGAGGGAAAAAUAAAUCUAAAAAACUGUUGCCGUUAAGUAUUAGUGGGAGUUGGUACGCAUUGUCUUUGAAGUCAGUUCUUUUACCACAGCGCCCUCUCCUGGAAAAACACUACUGCAUUUUUUUUUUAUUCCAUUUUCUAAUGGGGCGCAAACUGAAUUGAGGAUUUACUAGACUCAAAUAUUUUGCAUGAGCAGCUAACAUACAUAAUGUAUUGACUGGUUGUUUAAUUGUAUGCGCACUUUGUGAAUACUGACUUGAAGAAUCCAUCUAAGACUACAAGCCUUGAGGCAGCUUUUUUAUAACAUUACGACUCUACAUCUGCUAAAUGCGAAUAUUAUGCCCUCUUGGAUCAUAUGUCUGCUGCGAUUACAAACUGAAAUAGGUACACUGCCUAGAUUUUAAACCUGGGAAAGAUACCCUUACUCUAGACUGCCUGUAAAAAAAUAUAUUGUUGUUAUUUUCGUAUACUAUGCCGCAUUAUUGUUUUUUUUAUUUUAUCAUUAUUUUCAUUUUUGUUCAUGAAUGUCCUGUGCUGUACUAUUUUGCCUGCACUCUUUAAGUACUAGCUGUUUCUACGUCAAAACAACUGAUUUGAAUAUACUGUGUAAUUUAUGUAACUGUUUACUGUUUGCUUGAUUUAAUAAAAGUUAAGCUUAUGUUUAGAGUAA
Molecule: messenger RNA, 2730 nt
Organism: Acipenser ruthenus (sterlet)
Lineage: Eukaryota; Metazoa; Chordata; Actinopteri; Acipenseriformes; Acipenseridae
Product: actin-binding protein WASF1-like
Exons: 10
Coding region: 160-1824 (554 amino acids)
Biological process (GO): actin cytoskeleton organization; positive regulation of Arp2/3 complex-mediated actin nucleation
Cellular component (GO): cytoskeleton
Molecular function (GO): Arp2/3 complex binding; actin binding; protein kinase A regulatory subunit binding
Source: RefSeq, a predicted model, not a curated record